This is a messenger RNA of Conger conger (European conger), 4696 nucleotides long. Its product is annotated as disintegrin and metalloproteinase domain-containing protein 33-like. Gene Ontology annotation, biological process: proteolysis. Lineage: Eukaryota; Metazoa; Chordata; Actinopteri; Anguilliformes; Congridae. The transcript has 24 exons. The record is from RefSeq and is a predicted model, not a curated record. Gene Ontology annotation, molecular function: metalloendopeptidase activity. The coding region runs from base 73 to 2937 and encodes 954 amino acids.
CCAGCAGAGAGCGAGCAGCAAUCAGUGCUAGCGAGAGUGGAGACGGAUAACGGUACCUAGAGGAGAACAGGGAUGUACAGCAAACACAGGCAGAAAAAGGUCCAGUUUAUACCAACAGAAUGUGGGCAUUCGAUAAUAUUUCUAUUCCUGUUACUGCUGAACAACGUACUGGAAAUUGAGAGUGGAGACAACACAGAACAAGCAGGAAAGCUACAUGGACAGACUGUGGUACUGCGCUGGCUUUCCCACAGCAGGAACAGAAGAGAGGCCGGGAUUCCACAGCAGGUCCAGUAUCCAGACACGGGGGCGAUAGCAGUGACAACUGAAGGGAGGGAGCUGGUGCUGCACGUGGAACGCAAUCAUCAGCUGCUGGGCCCGGAUUUCACCGAGACGCACUACAGUGAGAGCGGAGAGCAGGUGACCAUCUCGCCCAAUCGAACCGACCACUGUUUCUACCAUGGCUAUGUGAGAGGACACCCAGAUUCCUGGGUUGCUCUCAGCACCUGCUCUGGGGUCCGGGGCCUGAUUGUCUUGAAUGCGAAUGACAGCUACUACCUUGAACCAAUUAGAGGGCUGGACUCUCCCCAUCACAUGAUCUACCGCACAGAGCACCUGCCAAUCACAGGUGGCACAUGUGGACACGGCCACUGGGUGGGACACACAAGCCUCAUCUCCAGCCUUCUUAAACCUUUGCAUCAAAGGGUGAGGCGAAAUGCCUGGGGCACCACCAAGUUCAUGGAGCUCUACAUUGUUGCUGACAGUAUGCUGUACAGAAGACAACACAGCGACCUUGGCAAAACAAAAAUGAGGAUCAUGGAGAUUGCCAAUUACGUGGAUAAGUUCUACAGGGCUCUGAACAUCCGUGUACCGCUGAUUGGGCUGGAGGUGUGGACGGACCGGGACCAGUGCAUCGUGAGCGAGGAGCCCAACGCCACACUCUGGUCCUUUCUGCAGUGGAGGCAGAAGCUCAAGUCUCGCAAGCGGCACGACAAUGCCCAGCUGCUCACGGGCGUGAUAUUCAAAGGGACCACCAUCGGCAUGGCACCCCUGGAAGGCAUGUGCAGCCAUGAGAACUCAGGGGGCAUCAACGUGGACCACUCAGAGUUGCCCAUCGGGGCUGCGGCCACCAUGGCCCAUGAGAUCGGGCACAACUUCGGCAUGAGUCACGACAACGACGGCUGCUGUGUGGAGGCCACGCCCGAGCAGGGCGGCUGUGUCAUGGCGGCUGCCACAGGGCACCCUUUUCCGCGAGUCUUUAGCCGCUGCAGCAAGAGGGACCUCGACAACUAUUUCCAGAAGGGAGGGGGCAUGUGCCUCUUCAACAUGCCCAACAUGAAGGACCUGGUGGGGGGCAAGAGGUGCGGGAACGGCUUCGUGGAGGAGGGGGAGGAGUGUGACUGCGGAGAGCCAGAGGAGUGCACCAACGACUGCUGCAACGCCAACAACUGCACACUGAGAGAGGAGGCGCAGUGUGCCCACGGGGUCUGCUGUGAGGGAUGCAAGCUGAAGCAGGCAGGGACCAUGUGUCGAGGGCCCGCGGGGACCUGUGACCUGCCUGAGUACUGUACAGGGGCCUCGCCCUAUUGCCCCCCCAACGUCUACCUGCUGGAUGGCUCCACCUGCCACAACUACCAGGCCUACUGCUACAACGGCAUGUGCUUGACCCACGAGCAGCAGUGUGUGCAGCUGUGGGGAUAUGGUGCCCGCCCUGCUCACGAUGCCUGCUUCCAGGACGUGAAUGCCGCUGGGAAUGCCUUCGGGAACUGUGGCAAGGACGGCCAGGGGAACUACAUGAAAUGCCAAAAGAGCGAUGCCAAGUGUGGGAAGAUCCAGUGCCACAGCGCUGCCAAGAAGCCCAAGGGCACCAACGCAGUGUCCAUCGACACCACAAUCCGCACGGACGGCAUGGAGGUCAAGUGCAGGGGCACCUACGUCUACGCCACCCAGGACGGGCAGGGGGACCUCCCGGACCCGGGCCUCGUCACCACGGGGACCAAGUGCGGAGAGGGGAAGGUGUGUCAGGAUCGCCGCUGUCAGAACGCCUCCUUCACCGAGCUGGAGAUCUGCAUCACCCGCUGCCACAACCACGGGGUGUGCAACAGCAAUGGGAACUGCCACUGUAACCGUGGAUGGGCCCCGCCCUUCUGUGAGAAGCCGGGCCUGGGAGGCAGUGUGGACAGCGGGCCGAUUCAGUACGACAGUCAGCUGGGCUUGGUGGUCGGUCUGCUCUUUGCUUUCCUGGUACUGUUACCUGCAGUCCUCAUUGCAUUCUACUGCUACAAGAUCAAGACCUCCCUCUACCACAAAUGGAUUUCACAGAGGGAGAAGAACAACCAAGAGAACCGGAACGAUGUGACAGAUCACAAGGUGAAAAAUGGACAUCUGAACCCAGCAUUUCAUCUGAAAGUGGUGGGGCCCACCUCAAAGAGCUGCAACACAAAGAAGCUCCCACACACGAGCAAGGAGGUCCUACCACUGAGGCCCAACCCAAUACCCAACUGCACCCAGCCCGUUAACAUCGUUCGGCCCCUGCGUCCGGCCCCCUCUCCCCACCGGGCCCCCCGGGACCUGCCCCUGCCCCACGGCAAGCCCCCUGCCGUCCCUCCCAAAUCUCCAGCUGCCUUGCGCAAACUCACCCCACCGAGGAAGCCCCUGCCCCUCAGCCCGACCAGAUGCCCAUUGCUGGUGUCUGAGCUUCAGCCGAGGCCCUCUCCCCCACCUCAGAGACCCCUGCCUCUGAACCCCUCCCCUGGCCGAGGGACCCUGCCCAAGCCUCCCGUGUGCCAGCUGGGAACCACGCCCUCUGCUAUCAGCCCCAAGCCAAUGGGCAAGGUGUCCUCCAGCAUUCCUCCAAUCAGAACAUUCAAACCUGUUCCACCUCAGAAGCCUGUCCCAGGGGCCAAACCAACCACAGCCUUGUCUCCACUACGAAAAUGACCCGGGGAGACAGCAAAACUGACAGUUUAGAGUUUGGCAAACUUAUUUGCACUAAAGAGCAUAUGGCUGGGAGGCCUACACCGGCGGUUUUGGUCCAGUAGUGGGGUCCAGUCCAGUAGGUACGGGCGUGUAAGGAAUACCCACAGGGUGUACCAAUUGCCUUCCUACGUGACACACAUGUGCUCGAAGACGACCACGCCCAGCCUGGAAGACGGCAUUGGCCCUGCACUCUAGGAGGAGCAGAAUGAGACUGUCAGCUAAAGUCAUGAAGCUUAGCUGGGCAGGGUCACACUGAGUCAAGUAGCUCAACUGGUCUGUGCAUCGCAUCUAUACCUGUGUCUUUUUUUUUUUACUGCUGUUAGUCUGUUGGUUUUUAAAUAAUUUGCCAAAGAUGUACUUGUGUGUUUUUUUUUUUCGUUGUGUGGGUGGGGCUUGAUUAAUUGCUGCAUUAGGAGUUUUUUAAUGUUACAUAAAAUCCAUGUGCUUUAGCUUUUUUAAUGUUAUGUUUACACAUCUUUGAAUGCAGAGCUUGUUAUAUCCGGUGAAGUACACAGAAUCAUGUUUGCAUGAGAGACAAAUGAAGGAUUUACAAAUGUGGGUUUAAUUUAUUUUCCUUUUCUACAUUAUGCACCCAGAUUUAGAUAUAUUACAAAGUGAAAACAGUGUUAGGAACAUGGCUCACAUCAUUCAGCAGGGUGUAUAUUCUUCUGAAGUGCACUGCUCCCUCUAUCACGCUUGAGGUUUGUCACGUAACGUUAUAAUAACGUAAAUUAAAAAGGAUUUACUGGUCUACAGACCGGGGAUGUGCCCUUUAGCCUCUCUGCAGUGGCAGUGAACAGUUAUGAAUAUGAAAUUGCUAAUAAUGCUUCAGCAGUGGUAGGGGCCUAUUAGACUGUUUUAUGUUUUCUGACAAUUGAGCGUUUUACCAAGAAUCCCUGUAUUACUGCCUAAUUUUAACAUGUGCAUGUCAUUAAGGAGAUUCAUCCAGUGAAAAUUCACAAUGCAACAGAACGAUUGCUUCUCUGUGUCCUGAGUCAGGUGGGAAAUAUCGCCACUAUUUCUUUAAUCAUUGGGGAAGUGCAUAUUUUUACCGAUCUGUAAAUAUGGUUAAUAGAUAGCAGCACACUUUCUAAUUUUUCAUUAAAUUGCUUCAGAAUACAAGCCAAGAGGGUGGUUUAUUUUUUAAGGCAAGUUGUUAGGAUGCUACGCACUCAAAUUGUAAUUUCAACUUCAGUUACAGACUGACUGGUUAACCCAAUAGGGUAUGAAACUGGAAGUAGCAUACUCAAUUGAACGAUAUUGACCUCAUUAUCACUGAUGCAAAAAAAAACAAAAAAACUUAUAAUAAUAAAAUGUGAAAGUAUGAACAUCUCCAGUUACAAUGCUUUCAUUCAUAUCGCAGUGGGUGUACGGUACUUUCUCAUACAGGCUUGAAUACUGUGCAUAUGUCCCCUGUACAUUGGGUGACUCCAUGUUAUAACUUACAGCCUACAUUUUGAUGUGGAAAGUUUAAACUUUUUUGAGUUCAUUUCUGUGUCAUUCAGCAAUGUAUUUUAUGGAGUGCAUGUGUUAUGUAGUGUCUAAAGGUGUCAUCAUUUAGUGUCCAGACACAAACCGGUUAUUUUUUUUAUUCACGCACGUCGAAACAGUUCACGACUGUGGAGAAAACUUAUAAAACACUACUUGAAAUGGGUCAUAAUUACAUAAUGCACCACUAAAUUUUGCAUAAGCAUAAAUAAAUAAAACUCGCUUUCAACAA